Acomys russatus (golden spiny mouse) is the source of this 2239-nucleotide messenger RNA. RefSeq names its product XK related 9 (gene Xkr9). The record is from RefSeq and is a predicted model, not a curated record. The coding region runs from base 928 to 2046 and encodes 372 amino acids. The transcript has 6 exons. Gene Ontology annotation, cellular component: plasma membrane. Gene Ontology annotation, biological process: engulfment of apoptotic cell; phosphatidylserine exposure on apoptotic cell surface; apoptotic process involved in development. Lineage: Eukaryota; Metazoa; Chordata; Mammalia; Rodentia; Muridae.
GCUUCAAAGUUUCCUGCCCUUUAAUUCUUUAACUGGCAGAGAAAACAAACUGGAUCAAACCCCCUGGAGUGUAUGGUGGAGGGGAAAGUUUAUUAUAGGUUUGUAGGAGAGCAUAAGCAGAGGCAGGGACAUUAGGGAGAGUCCAGAGUGGACAUGACUGGACUGAGCUGAGCAGUGUGGGGAGAGGGGGAGGGGAACGGAGAGGGAAGAGAGGAAACCAGGUGCGGCAGGCAGUCAGAAGGCCAAAGGUACAGAAGAGCACAGUACUUGAUCCUAAACAACUGUGCACUCUAUAUCCGUGUGUUCAGUCAAAAAAUAAAAUUCAUAAGGUGAAGAUUUUGAAGAAAGGACAUUGAAUUGAAGAAGCCUUUUUACAUUUGUCACAAAAUGAUCAUGCACUGGGGCAAAGGUUAUAUAUUUUGGCUGGCAGCCAGCUAGCUACACAGCUGGGCUGAUCUCUUAAUGAAAUUCACCGGGCUAUUCUAUUAGGUCCAUAAGUAGAAGCCACAUUUUAUAGGUGCUGUCACUUUCACUCGGGUGGUAUCGGAAUAGUGAUCAACUGUGGAGGCAUCACUGUCUAAUGAAGAUCAUGAUGAGGGAGAAGAUACAGCAAAGCCUUCUGGUUUCACUGCAUCUACAGUAGAUUUUUAAAAAAAAGAACUUUAAAAUUAUUCACUUUUGUUUUAGUGUUCCAAUUUCAAAAUACCUGUUUAUUUAUUUUUGGUGGUAGGGACUGAAUAUGGGACCUUAUGGAUAUUAGAUAAACACUCUGAACAAAAGCUCCACACUCUUUUCUCUAUGUAGACUCAAGAGAGUAGACAGCAAGUGUCAGAGCUAAACUGAAAGAAAAACUAAUAUCCAUCCUGGCAUUUUUCUUAUUUUUGUAUCUGAAAAAGAGUAGCUAUCCAAGAACCAUAGUCAUUCACAAUGAGAUACACCAAAUGCAAUUUUAUGAUGUCAGUUUUUGGCAUUAUAAUCUAUGUAACUGAUUUAGUUGCAGACAUCCUCCUAUCUGUUAGGUAUUUCCAUGAUGGACAAUAUGAUUUUGGCGUUUUAACAUUAAGCUUUGUGCUUUGUGGAACAUUGAUAGUGCAAUGCUUUAGCUAUUCAUGGUUGAAGGCUGACUUAAAGAAAGCAGGACAAGAAAGUGAACAUUUUCUUCUACUUCAUUGCUUGCAAGGAGGAGUUUUUACAAGGUUUUGGUUUGCCUUGAGACAAGGUUACCAUGUGGCUUUCAAACAUAGCCACAGGACAAGCAAUGUCGUGGAGGAACAGACGGAUCCUCACAAAGAAGCUAUCGACACAGCCACUGACUUGAGCAUGCUCAGGCUGUUUGAGACCUACCUGGAAGGGUGCCCACAACUCAUCCUCCAACUCUAUGCCUUCCUGCAGUAUGGCCAGGCAAAUUUAAGUCAGUAUGCAGUCAUCAUGGUUUCCUGCUGUGCUAUUUCUUGGUCAACGGUUGAUUUUCAAAUAGCUCUAAGGAAAUCAUUACCUGAUAAACGACUCCUCAGUGGACUCUGCCCCAAACUCAUGUAUCUCUUUUACAAGUUGUUUACCUUGUUAUCAUGGAUGCUGACUGUAGUACUUCUGCUGUUUUUAGAUGUGAAGGUUGCUUUGGUUCUGUUGUCAUUUCUUUGGAUCAUGGGAUUCGUAUGGGCACUUAUAAACCGAACUCAGUUUUGCAGUUCUGCAGGUAUGGAAUUCUUAUAUAGGGUUGUUGUUGGAUUCAUCCUCGUGUUUACAUUUUUUAAUAUCAAGGGACAGAACACCAGAUGGCCAAUGUCUUGCUAUUACACUGUAAGGGUGUUAGGCACCCUGGGCAUCUUGGCUGUGUUUUGGGUUUACCCUCUCUUUAUUUUUAAUUCAGACUACUUCAUCCCUAUUAGUGCAAUCAUAGUUCUCAGUCUUCUUCUUGGGAUUAUUUUUCUAAUUGUUUAUUAUGGAAUUUUCCAUCCAAACAGAAAUACAGAAACACAACAUGAUGAAGUUGAUGGAAAAGCGCCUCAGACAGAUUGCAGAAUAAGAUAUUUUCUAAUGGACUAAGUUAUGAAUUUAUGAGAGAUGUUUUAUUUUUUGUUUCAUUGCCUAGUAAAGAAAAUGUCUGUCAUAUGCAUGUAUUGUUAUUUAUUUUCUCACCUCUGACUUGAAAUGAGUUAUAGUACAGGGCCAAUAAGGGCAUAUUAUAUUUUAUUCUUUAAAAUGAUUUCUUCUUUGUGUUGCUGAGGAUGAAGGUUGG